Messenger RNA from Williopsis jadinii, 1047 nucleotides. RefSeq names its product cationic amino acid transporter (gene YPQ1). Gene Ontology annotation, cellular component: fungal-type vacuole membrane. The coding region runs from base 56 to 931 and encodes 291 amino acids. Lineage: Eukaryota; Fungi; Ascomycota; Saccharomycetes; Phaffomycetales; Wickerhamomycetaceae. Gene Ontology annotation, biological process: basic amino acid transmembrane export from vacuole. The transcript has 3 exons. The record is from RefSeq and is a predicted model, not a curated record.
GUCCUCUUCAUCACAGCACAAGCCACUCGAGUCAGACACAUCUGACGUAGACACCAUGAGCCAUUUCUCGCAUGUUGUGAUUGAUAACCGCGCGAUCAGCGGUAUCACUGGGUCUAUAUCGAUUUCGUUCUGGCUGAUUGUGUUCAUGCCGCAAAUCUAUGAAAACUGGAUGCGCCAAAGUUCGGAAGGCCUAUCGUUGUUAUUCGUUGUGCUGUGGUUGGCUGGUGAUGUCUUCAACGUGCUGGGGGCAGUGCUACAGCACGUCUUGCCAACGAUGAUCAUAUUGGCUGUAUACUACACCGUGGCUGACCUGAUCCUGCUUUUCCAGAUAUACCUCUACGGCGACGGCUCGAACGUUGAUCCGGUGCACCUAUCGCCUGCUAAUCCUCUCACGGAGAACAUGUACGACGAGAUUAGAGAAGACGUGUUUGGAGACGAGGAUUCGUGCUCCUCCACGGAUGCAGAGCGCCAAAGAGGCAGACAUCCACAGGAAUCGAAACGCUCGUUGAUGGUACAGGGCUCUUUGAUUGCGCUUGUGAUACUGUCCGGUGUGUUGGGUUGGUACUUCACUUAUAAGCCGGAUGAUGACCUUAAGGAGCCGGACUUGACAUUUGACCCAAUGGCCCAGUUCUUUGGUUGGCUCUCUGCUGCGUUGUACCUGGGCUCACGCUUACCGCAGAUCCUGUUGAACUACAAGAGAAAAUCGUGUGAAGGCAUUUCAUUUUUGUUCUUCUUAUGCGCAUGCCUGGGUAACUUGACAUAUGUCAUCUCCAUCCUCUCCAUUAGCAUUGAUCCAUACUACUUACUGGUGCAAUCAAGUUGGCUAACCGGAUCGAUCGGUACGCUCUCGAUGGAUUUUGUCAUCUUUGUCCAGUUCUUUUUAUACCAUAAGGAUGAUGAUGACGAUUCCGUCGAUGAGAUCACUGCAUAGAUUUCUCAUAAACACCACACUCUCCACAACAUUUAUUCACAUUUAGAUAGAUUUGAUGUUUAGUUUAAUGAUAGGUUUUUACCCUCUUUUUGGGAUGGUCCCAAAAAGCUGCAGCC